This is a messenger RNA of Coffea eugenioides, 420 nucleotides long. RefSeq names its product ylmG homolog protein 1-1, chloroplastic-like. The record is from RefSeq and is a predicted model, not a curated record. NCBI's taxonomy places the organism in Eukaryota, Viridiplantae, Streptophyta, Magnoliopsida, Gentianales, Rubiaceae. Bases 1 to 420 code for a protein of 139 amino acids. The transcript has a single exon.
AUGGCUUUUUCCCUGAUAGCCUCUCAGACCUUAAUCCUCCGAAAACCUACCGUUAUUUCUCCGAACAACCUCACCGCUGCCUAUCCUCUGCGGCUUUCCUUCUCCCUAGCAAACCCUAAAAGGCCGGCAAUAAUUGCCAAAAGCUCUGGUUACCAGAACCCCGCUCUAUCUUUGCUCACCAGUUCAACUCGGACGGUGACUACACUGUUGGCUCUCGCUCUAACGGCCUCCAAGGUUCUCAAUUUGGGCCUGCAAUUGAAGGGCUUUCAUGGCCUGCCGGAGCCUUUAGUCCACUCCGCCGGCCCGGUUUUUUUCGCCCCAAUUGGGGAUGCAUCCACUGGAACUUUGAACACCGUUCACCGCGGUUGCAGCCGGGAUGGCAAAAUGGCUGGAUAUAUACAACGGGGUUUUGGUGGUUAG